This is a messenger RNA of Laccaria bicolor S238N-H82, 702 nucleotides long. RefSeq lists its product as uncharacterized. Lineage: Eukaryota; Fungi; Basidiomycota; Agaricomycetes; Agaricales; Hydnangiaceae. The record is from RefSeq and is a predicted model, not a curated record. The transcript is spliced from 8 exons. The coding region runs from base 1 to 702 and encodes 233 amino acids.
AUGCCUUGGUUUCAAAAUCUGAAGGGAGGUGAGAAAGCCAUGUCACGGCAAAGAGGGUGGCGUGCACAUCCAGGCUGUCGAGAGGUUGUUUUGAGGGGAGGAAGUGGGCUGGAUGGGGUGGGAUGCAGUUCUGCACUUGAUCUUCAUGUGGAGCGCAUCAAGCGGCCAAAACACACCACCACGAGGGAUCUAGAGAGGGAGACACCAACAGUCGUGCAGUUCUGGUAUGCUCGGAGUGCCACUAGAUGUGUGCUCCUAUGGCACAGCACUGCGCCACCACGCCCGACCCAACAAACUCCGCAGACACUCCGCUCAUCGAUCACAUACCUCGCGUUUCAAAUCCAUUUACAGCCGGAAUUGCGAUCUUACUCCACGGAAUACACCUGCCCUGUCACAUUGGACUUGUCCAACUUCCGCUCGUUCGUCCUCGCCAUUCCUCCACAAGAAUUUGAGAGCGGUGUUGACGAUGGAGAGCCAGUGCAAACGCUUUGUCCCUCUCAGCCGGAGAAAGUCUGGUCCGCGCUAUCGUUGAUGGCGGCGACCUCGACCCGCCAUGAUUCAUCAAAACGAAGAAGCCUCAGGAGGACGGUGGGAAGGACCAAAAGCGUAGUUGGUGGAGGGCUGUGGAAUGGGAAAUGCGAAAGUCGGCUGUCGUUGGUCGUUGGCUUCAUUGAGAAGGAGUGGGCGAAUGUGGCUGGGUAA